CGAACCUCAAUCUUUGCGCCUCAGAUUCCCCUGGGUGAGCUGGGAUCGCUUUCGCUCGGCAGCGACGAAUGGAGCGAGUCGGCAACUGUUGGGGACUACCAGUCGGAAGAGUUCGGAACCACCUACACGGAAGGCACCACAGUGGAGAAAGGUACGGCAAAAACUGUGGAAUGGCCUUCUUCCGAAGUCCCUCCCUGCACGCGAGUUGUUGGGAAGAUGCUUGGCACUAAACGAGUUGUCGAGGUGCCGUUCACUGCGCGCUUGAAGCCGGCAAGCGCGGCUCCAGACAAUUGCAACUAUGAGGUCCGCGGUACGUUCAAGGGGGUAGAAAUUACAACGGUGCGUCUCAAGGUUGAGGAGGACAAUGACUUCGAGUUUGACGGAGCUUGCGCGUCUUUCUCCGAUGCGGCGUCACCGCCAUCGCCGCCGCCUCCGCCAUCUGGCCAGGGAGAUGAACCCAAGAAAGACAUCCCCGGAAGCGACACCAUUGACGACAACUCCGACGACGACUACAGCAACUCCAGCGACGGCAUCGCCCCAAUCGUUGGAGGCGCCGUUGGAGGCCUUGUUGCUACCUUCGUGUUAGUCAUCGUCCUCGUCUACCUCCUCAAGAAGCGCGCCCAACCCAAGGUCCCACCCGCAUGCCCACCCGUCACCGUCGGCGUCGAGGUGCACGCUGCGGCCCCACCGCCUGCAGGCAGCGCGCGCCUCAGCACCUAGCCGGUAGUGCGCGCGCGGGCGAAGCCACCAUAGUGCAACGCGAGCACAACCAAGCAAGGCACGCAUGUAAUUUGCAGAUCGAUCACCCGAUCAUCGCUGCAUGCGCGGGCCUUGGUCCGCGGUACCGCUGGACGGCAUUGGGCCAAUCCUUGAGUGAGCGCUGAACACUGACUGUGCGUGAGAGGGGGUGGGCGGUACCUGGUGUGGGGACUUGGGAGAACCGUGGCAGUCUAGUCUAGCGUGCGUGCAGCGGUGGCUCGGAGCGUAAGCGCUCUCGAGCCACGGUCUGUGGCCGGGCUCGAUUCCGGCACGGGGCCCGCAGCGCUGUCACCUGUCAGCCUACGUCUCUGGACUGCCGUCGCCGUGGUGCGAUUUCUCUUUUUCCUAUGGAAAGUGGAAUUCUUC
Messenger RNA from Emiliania huxleyi CCMP1516, 1125 nucleotides. RefSeq lists its product as hypothetical. The record is from RefSeq and is a predicted model, not a curated record. NCBI's taxonomy places the organism in Eukaryota, Haptophyta, Isochrysidales, Noelaerhabdaceae. The coding region runs from base 217 to 720 and encodes 167 amino acids. The transcript has a single exon.